Messenger RNA from Exserohilum turcica Et28A, 1854 nucleotides. RefSeq lists its product as uncharacterized. Gene Ontology annotation, biological process: cell division. NCBI's taxonomy places the organism in Eukaryota, Fungi, Ascomycota, Dothideomycetes, Pleosporales, Pleosporaceae. The transcript has 2 exons. The record is from RefSeq and is a predicted model, not a curated record. The coding region runs from base 81 to 1634 and encodes 517 amino acids. Gene Ontology annotation, cellular component: plasma membrane.
CCUCCAUCACCAACACACGCCCACACGAGCGCCCUCCUCACACUGCACCCUGAUACCCCUCGCGCAGCUCCGCCACAAACAUGAGCGGCCAUGGCGAUCCUCGUCUACUCUAUACCAUCGGCGGCAUCAAGGCCUACCACAUCCAGCAGGGCGAGGAGAGUCCCCUGACGCCCUCGGGGCCGCAGACGCUGUCGCUGCUGAUGGUGCCCACCAACUCGCCCUUUGCCGACUUCAGCAACGCACGCGGCCAGAACGAGGCGCCCGAAGAAGACUUUUACCUGCACCUCAAUCUCCCUCCCGAGCUCGACCUGCCCCUCCCCGCGACGACACAGAUCUACCACCAGCCCCCGCGGAGCUACCUGAUACCACGAUGGGACCUGGGCCCCGAGAGCGGCGCCUUUACGCGCAUUGAGUUUCCUCCCAUUGGCAAGGGCUCGAAUUCGGUCACGCAGGAAGACAUCGACACCUUUGAGACCAUCUUGGCACAAUGCACAGCCUUUCUUGAGCGCGCGCAGGCGCCGACGCACGGGAAGGGCAAGGGUGACGUCAAGGCAUACAACCCCCAGGACUACCGGCCCGGCGAGGGCUACGUAGGCAAGAGCGGCAAUGGCGAAGUGGUUCUGGUCGACGAGGAGAAUGGCAGCAUCGUUGGUGAGCUGGCCGAGGGCGCCCAUGUCCAUGCCGACCCAGCCCUGAAGCAGGGUUCUAAGAACCCCGUUGAGAUUGUGGUAUCGCAAGACGGCAAGCGCAUCGACAUUAGACCGCUUGAUGAAGACUACCUCGACAUGGCCCGCCAUCCCGCAUACAAGGACUCUGGCCUGGUGCAGAAUGCCGCUGCAGCAUCGCGGCUCGUUGUUACGGGCUCCAGCUACCUUAGUAACAUGAUGGUAUCUGGUGCGGAGAGCUUCAUCAACAAGACCAAGCCCAACGAGACGCCCAUGGUCUUCAAGCCUGCCACCCAUGAGCGCGUGCGCAAGAUCAACACCUUCACCACUGGCGUUGCUGGCUACUCCGCUAAGACGGUUGGCCAAAUCUCAAAAUACGCCCAAAACGCAGCAGCAGGCAUGACGGGCCACAAGAAGACGAAUGCAAGGAGUGUGAACCCUGACGGUACACCAAACGCAAACUACAAGCCCGGUCUGCUGAACAAGAGCUUAAUCGCCUUCUCAACCGUUGCUGAUGGCAUCACGCACUCUGGCAAGCAGCUUUUGACCAGUGGUGGGGCUGCCGCCAGUGCUGCCGUAGGACACAAGUACGGUGCGGAAGCGGGACAAAUCACGACCAACCUUGCUGGCGGUGUUAAGAACGUUGGCCUCGUGUACAUUGAUGUCACGGGCGUUAGCAGAAAGGCGAUUCUCAAGUCUGUAGCCAAGGGCAUGGUGGUUGGCAAGGUCAAGGACAAGAAGGGCAACGAGCAGACAGUCAUGGUGGGAGGGGGCGAUGGGGGCACGUUUGAGCCCAACAUGAACGGGCAGUAUGGCGCUACCAACAACACACAAGCUCCUCCCCACCAGUCUUCGACACCUACGCCUGGUGGCCAGGUUUCUUUCGGCGGACCGCCACCCAGCUACCGCACGGGCGUUGGAGAGUCGAUUGACCACCAGCCAGCAUACUAUCCCCGAGAGAAGAGGUAGAGGGGCUGGUAGGCUUGCUAUGCCGACAGUUUCACGAAGAAUGAGGUUACGACACUAGGUUUCCAGGACGGUUCAGGAGGUGCUACUGUAUUCCAAACGAUCAUGAUUCAGCGUCGAGGAUGCUUUUUUGCCUAAUGACUUUUGCUUUGCUCUAGAUCUUCAUGUUCUCCACUGUCUAGUAGUCAAUAUCAUGGCCAUUAUAGCCACCAGCAUGCCAAAC